UCAAUUCUGCCAGUGGUUCUGCUUUACUUUCGCUGUUCUCUAGCUGGUCUAAAACCGCUUUUGACCUAAAGGGACGCUUUUUGGAUGCCAUGGACUUUUCUCAGUUUCCAGGCAGAAAGAACAGUAAAAAAUGCAAGCAGGGCACAGGACAAAGCACUCGGGACAAAAUGUAUGUGAAAUGGUUUGAAACAAAAAUGACAGUUUCUAAAAUUUUUACAUUUGCCGCCGGUUCCGACCCUCGUACGUCCCGACGCUCGCAGGGGACGGAACACGGAAGCCGGCAUCGGCCGGAGGAGAUAGUUGGGGAUGCUGCAGGAGGGGCA
Molecule: messenger RNA, 323 nt
Organism: Staurois parvus
Lineage: Eukaryota; Metazoa; Chordata; Amphibia; Anura; Ranidae
Source: the annotation of a GenBank genome assembly